Messenger RNA from Nematolebias whitei (Rio pearlfish), 420 nucleotides. It is a transcript of the gene dydc2, whose product is annotated as DPY30 domain containing 2. NCBI's taxonomy places the organism in Eukaryota, Metazoa, Chordata, Actinopteri, Cyprinodontiformes, Rivulidae. The transcript is spliced from 3 exons. Gene Ontology annotation, cellular component: Set1C/COMPASS complex. The record is from RefSeq and is a predicted model, not a curated record. Bases 1 to 420 code for a protein of 139 amino acids.
AUGGACUCGGAGUAUUUAAAGCAACAUUUAGGGGAAUGUCUCGCUGAGGGAUUAGCUGAAGUGGCUAAACAGCGACCGGAGAGGCCCAUCCUGUAUUUGGCUCACUGGCUCCACAAAUACAACACAAAAGUUAAAAUCGAGAAACGGGACAAGGUUGAUGAAGAAGAAGCUGUCAAACCUGAGGACUCCACCAAACCAGAGGCAGCAGCCUCUGAUCCACAGAGCGACGAUCUCAACCCAGAGCAGACGUUUGCUAAUCAAGAAGAAGAAGAAAACAUGACAGAAACCAAACCCGAGACUGAACAACCAUCUAGUCCCACUCUUCAGGAUCAGGAGCAGGAGCAGGAGGCAGAAGAGCAACUCACGAGUGAGAUGACUGAUAGCUCAGCUCCAGCAGAGAGCGACCCAUCACCAGAGUGA